AUGCUUCUUUCGGUGCAGGCAGAAUCUGCUUCUUGGGACUAUGCUCGACAGGGUGGACUAUGGGGUGAGCUUUGUGCUGGACAUUUUCAGUCGCCCAUCGAUAUCGAGCCCAAGAAUGCCCGACCCAGCGAUGUUCAGAUUCGGCUCAGCUAUGCUCCGUGGCGAGUCGAGGAUGUGAAAUGGGCCGGGAUUGACCCGGAUGGAGUGCCUCGCAUCCGCUUCAAGGACCGGAGCCAAGUGGGGAAGGUGCAAGUUGGUAGUGGCUAUCAUGACUUCGAUGAGUACUUCCUGUCGGCCAUCGAGGUACACGCGCCUAGCGAGCAUACUUUGCGACAAGCCAGCUGGGCGAUGGAGGUGCAGUUCUGGCACGAUCCAUUGCCUUUGGCACGUGCGGAUGAUUUAGUGCAGCACUCGCAAGAGAUCUUAGAAGAUCUGGACGAUGCCUCGAGCCGAAUCGCUGCUCUUCAUCGGGCUGAGGCGGAAUGGUUGUUUUUUCUUUUUGGAGCGUCUGAGUGCGCCACAUGUUGCAUUUGUGGAGGUUUUUGGAGCUCAAAGCAAGCUCUAGACUGGGUGGAUGCAGCCAAAGGAGACGUUUCGGCUGUCACUUCUCUUUUGAAGCAGGAUGCGAAGGUCGUCCUGGGCCAUACCAACAAGCUGCAAGACGAGGUCACAAGCGUCGUUGAGGCUCAGAACAGAAAGUAUGCUGGUCAUCGGGUGGUCUUGUCGAUGUUCGUGUUGCGCGCCUCACCGGUCUUCCUGGGGGAGAUGAACGGCACGGCCACAGCAUUGGUCAGGUGGCUCCACAAAGCUUUGGCCUCUGCCAGAGAAAAGGAUUCGGCCCCUUUGGAGUUGAAAGCCGUGCUGGGAGCUGGCACAACGCUCUAUGGUUACGAAGGCAGCGUUCCUCGUCCUCCCUGUACACCAAACGUCCGGUGGUUUGUGCUAGGGGAGCCGCAGCCAGCCGACAUCAAGCAGUUGUCAGUGCUGUUGGAAGAGACGGAACUUGCCAACUCUGUUCAUGGCAAUGCCAGACAGGUUCAACCCUUUGGGCCUUCUCGAAGGCUUCACAUGGUGAACAUGGAUUGGGAGGCAUUCAAAGCUCCAGCAAUCCCACAGCAAGAGACACUUUCCCCAGCGAGGCAAAAGAUAAUUGUGAUCGAGAGAUAUUGCAAGGUCUUCGUCCUUUGCUCCAUCUUCUUGAUUUGUACACCGGUGAUCUUCCGCAUUCAUGAAAGAUGUUCAUCUGAAGAAGAUGAGGCAAGAUGCGCAAUGUGA
Molecule: messenger RNA, 1275 nt
Organism: Durusdinium trenchii
Lineage: Eukaryota; Dinophyceae; Suessiales; Symbiodiniaceae
Source: the annotation of a GenBank genome assembly